This is a messenger RNA of Plectropomus leopardus (leopard coralgrouper), 2396 nucleotides long. It is a transcript of the gene septin7a, whose product is annotated as septin 7a. The record is from RefSeq and is a predicted model, not a curated record. Gene Ontology annotation, cellular component: septin complex. Gene Ontology annotation, molecular function: GTP binding. Lineage: Eukaryota; Metazoa; Chordata; Actinopteri; Perciformes; Serranidae.
AACUACUACUACUUCACAGAGUUAAGCGCUGAGUUUGUGAGAGGCAAUGUCAAGCGGAGAAGUAUUGGUUAGUGAAGCAGACGGGAACGGCGGAAUAAUGGCUCAACAGAAGAACCUGGAGGGCUACGUGGGUUUUGCAAAUCUUCCCAACCAAGUUUACAGAAAAUCUGUGAAGAGAGGUUUCGAGUUCACGCUUAUGGUUGUGGGGGAAUCUGGGCUGGGGAAGUCGACGCUGAUCAACUCACUCUUUCUGACAGACCUGUACUCCACUGAAUUCCCGGGUCCUUCGCAUAGAAUUAAAAAAACCGUACAGGUGGAACAGUCAAAGGUCCUGAUAAAGGAAGGAGGAGUGCAGCUGCUGCUCACCAUUGUUGACACCCCAGGCUUUGGUGAUGCAGUUGACAACAGUAACUGCUGGCAGCCUGUCAUCGAUUACAUCGACAAUAAGUUUGAGGAUUACCUCAACGCAGAGUCGCGGGUAAACAGACGGCAGAUGCCAGACAACAGAGUGCAGUGCUGCCUGUAUUUCAUCGCUCCAUCUGGACACGGACUGAAGCCCCUCGAUAUUGAAUUUAUGAAACGGUUACAUGAAAAAGUAAACAUCAUCCCCCUCAUCGCCAAAGCCGACACAAUGACUCCUGAGGAGUGUCAACAGUUUAAGAAGCAGAUCAUGAAAGAAAUCCAGGAGCACAAAAUCAAAAUCUACGAGUUCCCAGAGACAGAUGAUGAGGAGGAGAUGAAAAUGGUCCGUAAAAUUAAGGAUCGUUUACCCUUGGCUGUGGUCGGUAGUAACACCAUUAUCGAGGUCAAUGGAAAGCGAGUGCGCGGGAGGCAGUACCCCUGGGGUGUUGCUGAAGUGGAAAACGGAGAGCACUGUGACUUUACAAUCCUCCGGAACAUGCUCAUCAGGACCCACAUGCAGGACCUGAAAGAUGUGACAAACAAUGUCCACUACGAGAACUACCGCAGCAGGAAACUUGCUGCGGUCACCUACAACGGUGUGGACAACAACAAGAGCAAGGGACAGCUAACCAAACCUGAGACGGAUGAUGGCAUGAGUCCUCUAGCCCAGAUGGAAGAGGAACGACGGGACCACGUGUCCAAGAUGAAGAAGAUGGAACAGGAAAUGGAGCAAGUGUUUGAGAUGAAGGUCAAAGAGAAGCUCCAGAAGCUCAGAGACUCUGAGGCCGAGCUCCAGCGGCGUCACGAGCAAAUGAAAAAGAACCUGGAGGCCCAACACAGAGAACUGGAAGAGAAACGUCGCCAACACGAGGAGGAGAAGGCCAGCUGGGAGGCCCAGCAGAGGAUUCUGGAACAGCAGAAACUAGACGCCUCCAGAACCUUGGAAAAGAACAAAAAGAAGAAGAUAUUUUAAUUACUCUGGAGGACCCUCCUGAUGUUACAGUGUAUUAUUUCUUUUGCCAACCUGCCAGCCUUGAUUGUCAACAUCAUUCGCUGUUUGACCAUAUUACUGUGUAAUAAUCAAGUGAAAGCCAGGGGGCAGUAUUGUUCCUCAAAUAAUUGUUAUUAUCUCGGUUUAGAUUCAGUGUGAAGUCCUGUUUUAGGUAACUGCUCAAAAAACAAGAAUAUUCACACUGAAAACACAACUGGUGUUCUUCCUUCAUGACAAACAGGAGGCAGAGUUCAGUCUUUCUUUCCUCUUUUCUUCUUCUACUUUGGGAAUGUUGGAUGCUGCACUGCUCUGUGCUGCAUCCUUUUAAUGCCAAAAAACAAACAAAGAGGUUGGCCUUUCACUUCCUGCACAUUUGCAGACAGCGUCAGGCUGAAGCUCACCUCAGGCACUGUUUUUUAUAUAUAUAUAUACGUAUAUUUCGGUUCACUUAUUUAGGUAUCGCAUUUAAUUUCCUCCCAAGUGGUAUGCUCUUCCAUCUCCUGCAAUGUAAAUUCUUAAUUGUAUAACCAUGAACUGCAGUGUUUAACUUCAACCAUUUGUAACAUUUUCUUGUUCUUUUGCUAAUUUCUUUUUGUUUUUCCAUUUUGCAUUGGCCCUGGUAAAGAAAUUCUGUUUCCAGUAUCACAGCCGGUACUUUUCCAGCCUUGCUCUCGGAAACAAAAAAAGUUUCCUGUAACAGGGUCAAGAAACUGCUUUUGAAGGGCUUUUACUUCUUUGAACUUCUUUUGCAGAUUCUAUUUAAAAACAUUUUCCAACGGCGUCAAAUCUUUCCAGGGGCCAGAUGUGGAAAGCCUGUGUUGGAUGUUGGUGGAUGGGAAAGCUGGAGCUGAGAUGCUUCAGCCAGUGGUCAACUCAGUAACUUUACCAAGAUGGCUUUCUUUGCAUCACAUUUAGCACUGUUUGCGUACUGCAUCUGUAUUUUGUAAUGUUCAGUUUUUACUGUAAAAAGUCACAUAAUAAAAUUAUGAUGGGACAAAAAACA